This is a messenger RNA of Schistocerca americana (American grasshopper), 492 nucleotides long. Its product is annotated as skin secretory protein xP2-like. NCBI's taxonomy places the organism in Eukaryota, Metazoa, Arthropoda, Insecta, Orthoptera, Acrididae. The transcript has a single exon. The record is from RefSeq and is a predicted model, not a curated record. The coding region runs from base 1 to 492 and encodes 163 amino acids.
AUGAGAUGUCCUGGCGUCUCUUUCGCGGAGGCAACGUCAGGGGCGCCCUCCGCCGUCCCGGCUGCGUUGGCUGCUCCUGCUCCUGCCGCAUCCGGGGCCAUGCCGACACCUGCGGCUCCUGCGCCUCCACCACAGCUGCUAGUGGCGGACCCAGGUACUGCCUCUCCCGAGACGUUGGCCGGACCGCGCCCCGCCAACCGCCGGCACGGGGGUCGCCACCCCAUGGAUGCCCAGCGCUCAGCACCAUCUGUCGAGCAGCCCCAGGUGGACUCUCACAGCGAAGCAGCCACGCCUUCCGCUUCCAGCGAUGGGGCUGCGCCGGCUGCCUCCACCGCUGACCUGGCCAACCUCGUCGCACAGCUCACUGCCCUGGUGACCAGUGCUACGAAGUUGAUUGAAGUCCUAUCGCAGCAACUCACCGCUGCUGUGCCGAUGGCCUCUCCGGCCCCGACCACUGUCAACACUCACCAGUUGCACCAUGGGCAGUGUUAG